This is a messenger RNA of Styela clava, 1059 nucleotides long. NCBI's taxonomy places the organism in Eukaryota, Metazoa, Chordata, Ascidiacea, Stolidobranchia, Styelidae. The record is from RefSeq and is a predicted model, not a curated record.
CAGGAAGUUCAAAAUGAGUCACCUUGAAGUAAUUAUACUGGUCAUGUGUUUCGUACUGGUCAGCUGCUUUGCUAACAACAUGGUUUGUCGUCCAGUAGAAGACGCAUGCGCCGACGAUAUGCGACAGCAUUUACAUGGGCCGCCCGGUAAGUUAGGCCCGAGAGGCGAAAAAGGAAAUAAAGGUGAAACAGGACUUCCCGGAGUCAAAGUUUACGAUGGACUUGUCAAUCAAUCCAUAAUUCAGGAAACUAUCAAACAGGAGGUAGAAUCAGCUACUCGAGAACUAACACAGAGACUGGAAUCAACGGAAUCGAAGCUUGGUGAUGUUAGUGCUGUUCUCGGGAUUCUUUUAGAAGAGAAAUCAGCAUGCAAAAUGAAAUACGAAGGAACUUGCUACCGAGCACUUGUGCACCCAAAGUACGAUGUUAAGUAUUCAAACGCAUUGAGUUUUUGUCGAAUGCAUGAUAUGGAACCGGCGGAAAUUCCAAGUGAAAGUCAUUAUUACAAACUCAUGGAAUGUGUGAGAGCUGAAAUCCCUUCAGAGACUUCAUUCGCCGAUAUAUUCACAGGAAUGACAUAUAAUCAAUCGGCCAGAAGCGUUACUUUGUCAGAUGGAACAAGUGCUCCGUUCGUUAAAUGGUAUCCAAACUACCCAAGCAACGAGAGUGGAAGAGUAGCAAUGGGCAUCGUUGUGUUGUCAGACGUUAGUCAUCAGGGGCAUGGAAUGUACAAUGUGCACCCAGGAACGCUACAAGGAAUUGUCUGCCAAAAGAAAAACUGCUAGAACUUUCGAGCUAUCGAUAUUAAGAAUGAUUCAUUACCACAAAACUGAUUAAACUGGAGAAGAGACUCGUUAAUACAUCGCUGAGCGGUUAAUUUUGUAUAUUAAAGAACAAAUAUAGGCUAAAAAUAAUUUUUACCCAUUUGUAACAGGGAAAGGGUGGAACACAUUCACAAAAAUAAACAGCGUAAAUUUGAUUUUUUAACACUAAUUAGCCUAAGUUAAAGUUUGUGUUCAUAUUUUACUCACUUGAAAAUUAAUAAAAUUAAUUUUUUUUU